AGUGAUUUUUAAUACCUUGAAGAUGGUACGAGAGCAGUACACUACAGCUACAGAAGGUACUCACAUAGAAAGGCCAGAGAACCAGUAUGUAUACAAAAUUGGCAUUUAUGGCUGGAGAAAACGUUGCCUCUACCUGUUUGUUCUUCUCUUACUCAUCAUUCUCCUCGUGAAUUUUGCUCUAACAAUUUGGAUACUUAGAGUGAUGUGGUUUUCACCAACUGGAAUGGGGCACUUACGUGUUACACAAGAUGGACUUCGCCUGGAAGGUGAAUCAGAAUUUUUAUUCCCACUAUAUGCCAAAGAAAUACACUCAAGAAUGGACUCAUCACUGCUUUUGCAAUCAACUCAGAAUGUGACUGUCAAUGCACGAAACACUGAUGGAGAUGUAACAGGCAGAUUAAAAGUGGGUCCCAAAAUAGUAGAGGUCCAGAGUCAACAAUUUCAGAUUAACUCCAAGGAUGGCAAGCCCUUAUUUACUGUUGAUGAAAAGAAAGCUGUAGUUGGUACAGAUAAACUACGAAUAACUGGGCCUGAGGGGGCUCUUUUUGAACAUUCGGUGGAAACACCUCUGGUAAGAGCAGAUUCAUUUCAGGACCUGAGGUUAGAAUCCCCCACCCGAAGUCUAAGCAUGGAUGCCCCAAAGGGUGUUCAUAUAAAAGCCCAUGCUGGAAAAAUCGAGGCCCUUUCUCAAUCAGACAUUAUUUUUCAUAGUAGAGAUGGAACGCUUGUACUUGAUGCUGAAACUGUGUGUUUACCCAAGUUGAUUCCGGAGACAAGUGGACCUGGUAGCAGUUCGCAAAGACUCUACGAGAUCUGUGUGUGUCUAGAUGGGAAGCUUUACCUCUCUGUGGCGGGCACGAGUACCACAUGUCAUGAAAAUAGUCAAAUCUGUCUCUAAGUCAUCUGUGUCUUCCAGAAGUACCCGUUUCGCUUUUGUGCAACUUUCACACUAUUCACACGGGCUUUCACACUUAUGACAGUGACUUAGCAUCCUAAAAUGCUCAAACAGUAGCUGGGAACAGAAAGACAUACUUUCAAAGCAACUCAGAAAGGAAAACAUAAGAAU
Suncus etruscus (white-toothed pygmy shrew) is the source of this 1066-nucleotide messenger RNA. It is a transcript of the gene SGCG, whose product is annotated as sarcoglycan gamma. The record is from RefSeq and is a predicted model, not a curated record. Lineage: Eukaryota; Metazoa; Chordata; Mammalia; Eulipotyphla; Soricidae. Gene Ontology annotation, cellular component: sarcoglycan complex; sarcolemma. Gene Ontology annotation, biological process: heart contraction; cardiac muscle tissue development. The transcript has 8 exons. The coding region runs from base 23 to 898 and encodes 291 amino acids.